AUGUGGCUGACUCUUAUUAUGUGCGUCGGUGGAGCAGCUCUUCUCUAUGCUUUGUCCCGGUGGAUCAUCCCUGCUGUUGUGCAGUAUCAUGGAGGACUGACAAUUCUGUGGCAUGAGAUCAUCAUGGAGCCGAUACUGGACACACUGACCCAGUCUACACGGCCUCAGCAGCUGCUGAGACCCAUACAGAAGAACGCCACUAGAGGAGACCCUCGCAGCGUCAUCCAAGCCAUCGACCAGUUCUGCAGACAGAAGGAGUGGGCCAUGAAUGUGGGGGAUGAGAAAGGGUGCAUUCUGGACUCUGUGGUGUCUGAGGUGAACCCGGCCACCGUCCUGGAACUGGGGACCUACUGUGGGUACUCCACAGUGCGGAUCGCUAGCCUCCUUCCACACGCCAAGCUCAUCACACUGGAAUUUAACCCACAUUAUGCAGUCGCUCGACAAAUCAUAGCUUGGGCAGGACUGCAGGACAAAGUCCAGUUAGUGGAGGAGGCGUCCGGUGACUGGAUCCCCAAAAUGAGGACAGAAUUUGGGGUGGAAACAUUUGAUUUGGUUUUCUUGGAUCACUGGAAGGACCGCUACCUCCCUGACACAAAACUGCUGGAGGACUGUGGCCUUCUGAGGAAAGGCAGCGUCUUACUGGCAGACAAUGUCAUCUUCCCUGGAACUCCUGAGUACCUGGAGUACGUACGCAGCAGCCCACAGUAUGAAAGCCAAUACUUCCAAUCCCAUUUGGAGUACACCAAAGUGGAGGAUGGUCUAGAGAAGUCUGUCUACUUAGACUAGUCCAAUAUCACACAAAUAGGUCUCAAGUUUCAGUUAGUGUCAGUAUUAUCCUGAUUAAUGUCACAUCAUCUUUUCCGUCCACUGUAGAGGCUGUUUUUUUGUCCUGACUGAAUGUUGAAGAGCCAAAUGGUUAUCUGUGGUUUUAAAUUAAAUGUAAACGG
Molecule: messenger RNA, 947 nt
Organism: Sphaeramia orbicularis (orbiculate cardinalfish)
Lineage: Eukaryota; Metazoa; Chordata; Actinopteri; Kurtiformes; Apogonidae
Gene: comtb
Product: catechol-O-methyltransferase b
Biological process (GO): developmental process; dopamine metabolic process; catecholamine catabolic process
Molecular function (GO): catechol O-methyltransferase activity
Source: RefSeq, a predicted model, not a curated record